Messenger RNA from Cladocopium goreaui, 7228 nucleotides. The record is from the annotation of a GenBank genome assembly. NCBI's taxonomy places the organism in Eukaryota, Dinophyceae, Suessiales, Symbiodiniaceae.
GUACCCUGACUCAACUCAGGUCACUGUCAAGGUUGGCGUAGAUGCUACCGUCCAGCAACUGCAAAAAGCCGAUGAUGCUUUGACUGGAUUUUCCACUGCAGCUUGGACUGAUGCUGCCACAGGACUUGCAGUUGCUGAACAUGAGAAUGUGCAUGGUUUGACUCUCUGUGUUGGGGACACUACUUCGGACUUUGGACUUUCUGAUGCAUUGCCUGACGCGGUGGACUUGACCCAACUUGAGCGUGAUCUUCCCAUCGUUGCUGCCCCUGAACCUUGUGCUGAACCCACAGUUGAGCCUGCAGCAGGAAGUGGUGACUUGGUGUCAGGAGAUAGCUCUGUCAAGAGACAAAGGGUUGAUGCAGUCCCCUCUUCCCCGGAUGCCUUGUAUGGGUUUUCACAUUUGUCUGGCGUGCAACUUGCUGCUUUGGUUCCACCCUUGGUUGCCGAUGUUGCUCACUGUGCUCGGUUGAGACAGAUGACCGUUGCUAGCGUGUCACGUCAACAGCUAUUGAACAAUCAAGGUGCUGCCAUGGGUGAUGAUGAGGUGAUUCUCCAUGUGUUCUCAUGCCUCAAAUUGUCUGCCCGAGUUGAUGUCCGGUUCCUUGACCCUUUGCUUGCUUCUGGUUGGUUGCGGUUUGGCACAGUCGAUCAUGUCCGAGCGUGGAUGGCACUCAGUGAUCCUGUCACGAGCAUUGUCAGUGUGGUCUUGCAUGAAGGGCAUUGGCUUCCUAUUGUUUGGACUUGUGGAUUGACUGAAGUGAAGGUGUCCAUGUGGGAACAUGAUGAAGUAGCUGUCGAUAGCCUGUGCCCUCUCCAUGGACUUAUCAGCCAAGCUUGGGGCAAGCCGAUGUUUGCCCUUGCCUGCAAUCGCAGAUCCUUUGCCAAAGACCACUGCGGAACAGCGGCAGUUUGUUUCCUGGCUCAUGUCCUGUUGCACAAACCUCUGCCGGAAUCUGAUGAAGCUCUCCAAGGUAUCCAUAGUGAUCUUCAACUGAGUUUUCAAGCUGCCCUUGCCUCAUCCAGUGAAGUUCCUCGCCCCUGGUGUUGGGGUCUGGGUGUCCCUGACGUGUUGAGUUUGGUCUCCAGCCUUUUGCAAUUGCACGGUGUUCCAUCAGCUCAAUGUGGACUUCGAGCCAAGAUGGUUUUGCAAAGCUUAGGCAAGAACGAAGUGCAAACAGCGGUCACUGGAGUCACUCCGUGGAAGUCGCUCAAGCAGUUGGCCAAUUUGCAUACACCAGCGAUCCAGUUGGUACUCGCAGAUGAGCAGGCCCGGCUUGUCGCUGCAAGACAAAGCACUGCCAAGCCAGCCAAGAAGUCGAGUGGAGGCACCAAACGCCAACCACCAGCACGUCCGGCAGAACUUGACCCAGCCAAGCUUGUCAUCGAGACUGGGGCUUUCUGUGUCGGUGAAGAUGCACCACUUGCACAAACACCUUUUGCUACGCUUGGACCAUUGUCAGCCGGAGUAGCCUUGGCCACGUAUCAGGAUGCAGUUCCUUUUUUGGAGUCUGGACAGGUUUUGUCACAUGGUGGACUUGCCUUGCUGAUUCUGAAUCCCCCCAAUGACAUGCAGACUGCUUUGCAAUGGUCGACACUCAGGUUUGCUGCCCGUUGUGCCUACAACCAAGAACCAAUGCUGCUCUCAGGAGCCCUUGUUCAGUUAGGCCGUCAGGUAGUGUACCAGUUCCAAGCCAAGAACUUGCCAGCAAUCGUCUCCACAGAAGUUGCCUGUGCCCGCAUCACCGUGUUUGCCGAUCUUUGGGACCAAGGUUGGGAAGACUUUGCCAAUCGACCAGUGAAGCAUGUCUUGGCCAGCAUUCCGUACGUCAAGGCGUUGGAGCCUGAAGUCUUGUCUGCCAGCGGCCGCCAAGGUGUCUUUGUUGAACCCAAGACCGAAGAUGCUAUGAAGCCUCAUGAUGAUUACCAGGUGAUCUGGCUUCCUAGCUUGGAUUUUGCAGCCAUCUCCCACAAAGCCAAGGUUGAGGCACACUGUGUUGGAAUUGCUCGCACUGGUCGCCGCUAUGGCCUGCGAGUCCAUGCCAAGCAUUUUCAGGAAGUCUUUGCAAGUGUCAAACCGGACGCUGUAUACCUUGCCCCUGGAGCCAGAUUGACCUACCACACUGGCCCUUGGCCAUAUGGCUGCGAUCGCAAGAGCAUCGCUCGUGCCCUGAAAGCAUCGGGUUGGGAGUGCCGACCGCUGCAGCCCAUGCAGAACGUCACUGGAGGACUGGUUUGGGCAGUGCAGGCCAUUUGUGAGCCUCCAUCCAAUGUGCUGGCGAUGCAGCAUGGACAAGUGGUUUUGACCAGGCAUGACCCUCAGCAGCCACCGGGUGAUGUGCCGCAGCAAGUGGUUGGCCAAGCAGCAACGUUGCGACUGUGCUCAGUUCCGGUUCAGUCCUUACAACAACAGAUGCUGGUGCAAAUGGACCUCCAGUCCAAGCAGAUGCAGAACAUGUUGUCGGAUCAAAUGUCUCGCGUAGAGACCAUUUUGUCCAAGAAGAGAUCCACACGUGGCUUUGCCACGAGCCUGAAAGCGAUGAGUUCCCGAUACAAGAAGGUGCUGACAGGUGCACCACUUGCUGCCAGAGCCAAUUCCAGUGAAGCUGGGCAGUAUGCCGGAGUGGCCUUUGCUGCUACAGUGCCAAGUCGAACAGUGGCCACGCCAUGGCCGCCUGAUGUGUAUGAAACCAGCCGCAUCCAAUUUGGGUCUUUCUUUACCAGUGUUGGGUGGGCCACCGGUGCAGUGGUGUAUGGCUAUCCUGCAAAGAAAAAACAUGCUGAUGCUCACCACCAGACUGAGCAACUUUUGGACUUUGCAUUCAGCCAUCUUCAAACUCUGCAUGGACCCAGGUUCUUCAGCGGGGAUUGGAAUUUUGAGCCAUCUGACCUUGAGGUUGUGGCCCGUCUUCAAGCUGCAGGCUGGGUUGAAGUGCAGGACCUUUUCCAAGCACGUACUGGCGCCCCAGUUCAGCCCACAUGCAAAGGGGUCACCAGGAAAGACCAUUUGUGGUUGUCCCCGGAACUUGUUUUGGCCUUCUUGGACUUGACCAUUGAUCACGAAACCUUUGCUGAUCACUCUGUGCUUGUUGCACGUUUUGCCGGUGGAGUGCAUCACAUGGAGCGGUUCAUUUGGCCAUGCCCCAAACCUGUUGACUGGACUCAUGUGCCCCCCCUUUGUUCUGCCUUUGGAUUUCACGAUGCCACUGACCCCACUGCAGAGUAUGCUGCCCUUUGGACUCAGCGGGAGGGUAUGGCUCAACAAACACUUGCUGCAGAAUGGAAUCCAACCAUGGGAGGUCGAGGCCAGCAAACAUGUCCUAAGCAUGUGGUCGGUAGACACGCUCCACUGAAGCAAGGUAGGAAGCAUGAAGCCCAACCUACGUUCUUUGGUUUUUCCAGCAUUCAUGCCAAACAGUUCAAGCAACUUCGGCGCCUGCAAAAUUAUUGCCGAUGGGUUGAUAAUCAUGAAGCUGGUAAAACAGUUGACACCACGCAUGGAAUUGCACUUUGGACUUCAGUGCUGCGUGCCCAAGGGUUUGCGCCCACCUUCUCUGCUUGGUGGCCUAACCGGUUGUAUGUUAGCCCUGCUGAUCCCGCCGUCAUGCCCCAGUUUUGCCCGUCGUCCAGUGUUGCCCAUCAUGUUUUUGAUGCAGUGGUAGCCGAAGUUCGCCUUCUGGAGCAGCGUCUGACCCAAGCUAGAGCUGCGCAUCGAGUUGCCCAACAUGAUGCUGAUCGCACCUUGGUGUUUAAAGAUGUUGCGAGAGCACCUGCUGAACCUGUCGAGUCCCUUUUGCACCAGGUCCAAAGUCAAGUCGCUGAGGUAGACGAGUUUGAAUGUGCCAUCACUCUGCCAAUGUCAACCGCUGUGCGAGCUGACAUGCCUGUCUGGGUUGGGGGCUCUGCCAAAACCGUCAUUCAUGCCGAAGCUGACAAGAUCUGGCUUGAUGACCUUGAACAUGUUAUGUCAGGCGAUGCUGUAGUUCAGUCAGAACCCAUCGGUGACUUGCGCACAAUUUUUGAAGCCUUUCAUGUUCAGUGGCAACAGCGAUGGUGCAGACAUGACAACACGUCCUUCCGACAAUGGGAUCAGCUGCUGGGAUUUGCUAGUGCCAUACUGCAGCCUGUUGCCAUCCCUCAUCUUGCAGUGGAUGUAGACCUCCUGCGGGCAGAAGUUCACCGGAAGAAGAAACAUGCAGCCACCGGUCUGGAUGGCGUCAGCAGGAAUGACCUGAUCCAAGCUGAUGAUGGCACGUUGCAGAGCCUUGUCAAUGCCUUCCGACGGGCAGAAACCGACGGUAGUUGGCCCCAACAACUGCUGUCAGGCAAAGUGCACUCGUUGGCCAAAUCGCCUUCAGCUUCAGGCCCCGGCGAUUACAGGCCUAUUACUGUUUUUGGCUUGGCUUACAGAGCAUGGUCCAGUCUCCAAUCCAGACACCUCCUUGGGUGGGCCAAUGAUUGGGUUCAUGAUGGGGUGUACGGAAAUCGCAAAGGCAGACAAGCAGCUGACCUGUGGCACCAUCUCUUGCUUCAAAUUGAAAAUGCGUACAGUACCAACCAGCCAAUCAGCGGCAUCUCAGCCGACAUCGAGAAGUGCUUCAAUUGCAUACCCCGUUUUCCAGCGUUGUGUUUGGCUGUUCUUGCAGGUGCACCACAUGCUGUUACCACAGCUUGGGCAGGGGGAUUGGCUCAGAUGCGUCGGCACUUCAAGGUCCGUGAGUCCUUUUCUGCAGGCUUUCUGACAUCCACUGGUCUGGCCGAGGGUUGUGGUCUCAGUGUGUAUGGUAUGCUGUUGGUUGACCACCUCUUUCACUGUUGGAUUUCGUACCAAGCAGCUCCAGUGCGGUCGUUGUCGUAUGUUGACGAUUGGCAUGUCUUUGCUUGGGAUCCCACUUUUGCAGUUCGACAACUGGAGUUGGUAGUGGAAUUUGCUGGUUUGCUUGAUCUUACGAUCGACCGCAAGAAGACAGUGGCCUGGUCAACCAAUGCUGAAGUGCGCCAGACCCUCCGGGAACAUGGAGUUCAGGUGGUUCACCAUGCCAGAGAACUUGGAGGCCAUUUUGGUGUGUCCAGACAGUUCACCAAUCGGACGGUUACCCAGCGCCUUGCCGCCCUCGAAGACUUUUGGCCCAAACUCAGGGCCAGCAAAGCCCGCUACAAAGCUAAAGUCUACAUGUUGCGAGCAGUGGCUUGGCCGAGAGGUUUGCAUGCUGUCGCCAGUGCGCCCUUGGGUGAUCACAUCUGGACUGAAUUGCGCAGACGGACCAAGUCGGCCCUUGCCCUCCAAAAGCCAGGCGUGAAUGCACAUGUGUUGCUUGGUUUGGUAGAGCCGUGGACAGACCCUCAGUUGGUUGCUCUUUCUUGGACUUGCCGUACUGCCCGAGCCAACUGUGAUAUGGACUUUUGGACUUCUUCAGUUGCAUGUGUUGCCCAUGGGGAGUUGGACUUACCUCCCAACACCGUUGCUUCAAUCUUGUUAUCCCGCUUGCAACAGGUUGGAUUUGAGGUGGAUAGGUGGGGUCAGGUCCAUGACCGGUUUGGAUGUUUCUCCCUUGCCAACUGCAACUAUGCCGAGCUUGAACUGCGAUUGCAAUGGGCUUGGACCCAAGUCGUAGCGGCCAAAGUCAGUCAUAGAACCGAUUUCGCUGGAAUCUGGCAAGUGGAUGUUGCUUUCACGAGGAGUCUCCUCAGUGAAUUGCCUCCUGAUGAUCAAGCGUUGCUGCGGUUUGGUUUGGUUGGUGGUUUGUUCACAGAGUCGUACAAAUCCAAAUGGACUCCCCAAUCUGACCAAUGUCGCUGGUGUGGCCAAACAGACACGCUGGCUCAUCGUUACUGGCAGUGCUGUCAGCACACUGACUUGCGUGCCGAGCUUGCUCCUGAUGCCACUCCGGUGUGGGAGUCCAUACCCCCAGCCCUGUCUUUGCGUGGAUGGGCCUUGCUUCCUCCGACAUGGCAGCGUUGGAUUUCCUUGCUUGCUGCAUUGCCGUCACAGGUGUUGGCCCCGUCUCGGAACCUUGUUCCCGGUCAAUGGAACGAUGUCUUCACGGAUGGAUCUUGUAUGUGGCAGUCUGAACCCAUGUACCGUGUCGCUGCGUGGUCUGCUGUUUUGGCUCCGUCUGCUCAGUCGUCAUGGACUCCCGAGGCGACUGCGGUCCUGUGUGCCUCCGUCUUGCCUGGUGUUUGUCAGUCUGCGUUCCGUGCGGAGUUGUUUGCGGUGGCUUAUGUUGUGCACUGGGCUUCUGUUUAUGGCGCUCCUGUGAGAAUCUGGUCAGAUUGUCUUGGGGUUGUUAACAAACUGCACCUGCUCUGCAAAAACAAGCUGAAACAAGGGGUCAACCGCCCUAACAGUGACUUGUGGACUUGGCUUGCUGUGUCCGUAGAUGCCCUGGGCUCAGAGAACCUGCAGGUGAAGAAGGUCGAGGCGCAUCGCACUCUGCAAAGUGCUCGCAAUGCGGCUGAAGUUUGGAAGUUCUUUCACAAUGGGUAUGCUGAUAAAGCAGCGAAGACAGCCAAUCAGGCGCGUUCUGAAGCUUUUUGGCAGUUUUGGGAAGAACAUGUACAGGCUACAGAGCGAGCACGCAGGCUUGCACAGCAGGUGACAGCCCUUCAACUUGCUAUUGGGAAAAGGCAUGUGCGCGCACAGAAUGACAUCACAGACGUCAUUGAGCAGGGGCCCAGGGUUACCAGAGAGUUUGUUCCUUGUUUUGCUUUUGGCAAUUGGACUGGUCAGAUGGUUCCGAACGCCGCCCGAUUGUUCGGCACAGCGCAUGUGACUCGAGCAAUGCGGUGGUUGGAAGCUCGGUUGGUCACAGAUGACACUGCUGAACCGCAAUGGUUGUCCUUUACGCAAUUAUAUUUGGACUAUCAGAUGACAUGGAGCAACCCGGGACCACUUCGGGUACAACAACAGUGGGUGGACUUGUCGUCCAGGCCAUAUUUGACAGUGGCCACUAUCCCGUUCCGAACGCGGGUGAGGUGGUUCAGACAAUUUCUGAAAGCGAUCUGGAAAGAAGGAGGCCUUCAGGCCACUAUGGAUCAAUGCCGCCCUGCUUCUCAGAUGAUUCAGGCAUAUGUCCCAUGUUUUGCACUUCCUUGGGCCAAACAUGCCGUUCAGAUAGUCGACUCUUGGCUUGGACAAGAACUUACUGCACCUUGUACGCGAGCGGCAGGAGCUCUGAAAGCAUUGCCCGUGCCCAAGCAAUGCCCAGAGCUGCGACUGCUAGAUCCCUAA